This is a messenger RNA of Pipra filicauda (Wire-tailed manakin), 1026 nucleotides long. Its product is annotated as peroxisome assembly factor 2-like. The record is from RefSeq and is a predicted model, not a curated record. The transcript is spliced from 2 exons. The coding region runs from base 1 to 1026 and encodes 341 amino acids. NCBI's taxonomy places the organism in Eukaryota, Metazoa, Chordata, Aves, Passeriformes, Pipridae.
AUGGCGGUGGCGGUGCUGCGGCCGCUGGACGCGCCGCCGGCCGAGCUGGCUCCGGCCACGGCGCUGCUGCUGGCGCCGCCGGCGCUGUGCGCGGCGCUGCGCGGGCGGGGCGGCUCUCUGGUGCUGGCGGUGCGGCCGGCGGGGCGCGGCGGGGCGCAGCCCGUGCUGCUGAGCGCCGUGGCGCUGGAGGCGGGCGGGCGGCGCGGCGCGGAGCUGUGGCUGCGCGGGGCGCUGCUGCGGCGGCUGGGGCUGGCGGCGGGCCGGCGGGUGGCCGUGUGGCCCGUGCGGCGCCCUCCGGCGCUCGCCUGGGUGCUGCUGGGGGCGGCGGGGCGGGCGGGGCGGCCGGCGGGCGGCGCGGUGCUGGCGCGGCGAGGCGAGGCGCUGCCGGGGCCGGGCCCGGGGCCGGGCCCGCUGGUGCUGGAGGCGCGCCCGGCGCUCCAGGGGUUGCUGGGCAGCGGGACGCGCACCGCCCUCGCGCCCCCGCCGCCGCCCGCCCCGCCGGGCACCGCCCGCGGCCGCGCCCCCGCCGCGCCGCCCCUCGUCUCCCGCUUCGCCGCCACCGCCGCCGCCGGCCCGCGGCUGCGGGCGGUGCCCGGCGGGGCGAGCGGUGGCGGCGGGGCCGAGGUGUGGGUGAGCCGGCGCGGGCUGCUGGCGCUGGGGCUGUUCCAGGGCGAGUGGGUGCGGGUGGGCGCCGAGGGGGCGGCCCGCGAGCACCUGGCGGCGCUGCUGGCCCGGCCGCCGCCCUGGGAGUACCCGCGGGCCGCCCGCCGCUGCCCGGCCGACGGCGCCGCCCUGCUGGACCCCGCCCUGGCCUUCAACCUGGGCUGUGACCCCGCUGCUGCCGCCCAUCUUCGCCUGCAGAGGUACGAAAGGACCGGCGCGGCGGAUGGGAAGGGCAGCCGGUCUGUGCUUUCCGUGCCUCCUUUCGCCAAAGAGCUGCACCUAGAGAUCAUCUGCUCGCCGGCCUACUGCGCCCAGGGAGGCUACAGCCGCGUGCUCUACAGGCACUUUGAAACGCCCCGGUGA